AAAAACAGAUUGGUAAAACUGGAUAUGGAGGGAAGCAAAUGUACAAAAUGAACACGACGAAAAAUGAGGAAGUAAAUAUCGAUUAAACCGAGAUAAGAUGGACGAUGGUGUAUGGAGACCAGCAAAGGACAAUUAUGGAGUCGCCAUCUGUAGUUUUAAAAGUAAAGUACAGAAGAGUUUGAGCCUGACUGUCGGAGAAACUGUACAUAUUCUGGAGGAAUAUGGGGGAUCCAAUGGCUGGUUUUAUGGAAAGUCCACAAACAGAAAAACAGGAUGGGGAAUAUUUCCAAAGAGUUUUAUUCAUAUCAAGGACUGCAUUACAGAGGGAAAGGGACGAUAUCAGACAGUCAUUCCAAAAGAAGAUCACAUGGUCAGAGAGUUGACCUUUGGCCUGAGAGAAUGGUUCCAAUCUUGGAAGACCAAAUACCUCAGUCAGGGAUGGAACCAGAUGCUGGAAGAUGUAGAGAGGACGAUGGCUGAGCUGGCAAUGUUACGGGGGCGACUCAUCAAAGACACUCUGUCAGUGGAGCAAGCUUCCAAUCUCCGCGAGGAAAUAGCUACACUGGUGGACUGGGGAAAUGGGCAGCUAGGUAUGGAUCUUAUUCCACGUAAAAAUGGCAAAGAGAUAAAUCCUGAUGAGUGUAGUGUGAUAGAACUACACAGGGUCCACUCACAGGGCGUGGAGAAAUUACGCACAAAAUCAACAAAGCGGACUAGAUUACCAACACAGUCCUGCUAUACAGACGAGGGGAAUAUUUACAAUCUUCUGGUCCAUUUUCGUAGCAGUCAGUGUAAUAUAGGAGAUGACUCUGUAGUUUAUUUAUCUUUAUUCAGUGCCAAAGAUGACAAAUUUAUCAGUGAACAAUAUGAAAUAAAACUGAACAAGACGGGAUUUCCAGUAGAUUUGGAAAAGUCAGACAACCUGAAUGCUCUUUUCACAGACUUGUCCCAAGAAGAUUUUCACAGAAAUUUAUUCCUAGUUGUUCGUAUAUACAGAUAUGGUCGUAUGUUACAAGACCAUAAGGAACACAAGAAGCCCCCAUCCUCACCAUACAGAAGGCCCUGGGGGGUUGGAGUGUUCAGUGUACGAGAAAUCCAGGACCAGAUGGAUAUGGUAGAUGAUCAAUACGAGUGUAACAUUAAGGUUGUGAGCUGUGCUGAUGACAGCACUUUCUCAGAGUAUCACGAAACAUUGAUAAGACGUUACAAUGCUGCCCAGUUUGGUAGCUCCAGUCAACUUAAAGCCAGUGUGACCAGUCCAGAGAAAACAAGCUUAGGCCUUCAUUUGGCUGUAAAGAUCAUCACAGGGGACCUGAAGAAAUGUCAGACAGAACAUCCCGUGUUGUUCAAUAAAGGGCUGGCUGUGAUUCAAAAAAUGGACUUCUCUGAUGUCAUUAAUCCUGGGGAGGUCCGUAAUGAUGUAUAUUUAGAACUCCAUGAGGGAGAUUUUGACAGGGAUGGUAAAAAAGCUCAGAAAAAUGUGGAGGUCAAAAUCACUGUAUUGGAUAGAGAAGGUCGCCGCAUUCCUAAAUGUAUAAGUUAUGGUUGUGGAGAAGAUUUACAAGAUACAUUCCGAUCGGCUGUAUUGUACCACAGUAAUGGACCAAAGUGGGCAGAAACUGUUAGGAUUUCUAUACCCAUGGAAAAAUUUCCAGGAUCUAGUGCUUUGUUUGAAAUCUCACACUGCUCAACCAAAUCCAGUAAAGCAGAGAAGAAGCUUUGUGGAUUUGCCUUCAUGAGAUUGACAGAUGACGAAGAUAUUGUGAUCAAAGAUGCAUAUCAUACACUCUGCAUAUACAAGUGUGAAGACCCCAGUAAGAUUAAGUAUGAGAAAUACAAGACAAUGCCGUUCCUUGUGGAUGACUUUGGAGACCCCCGCCAGUCUGUGUUCAUAACAAAGUCCCUCCCGUACACUCGCAGCGCUAGGGAGACCAUUCAAGUUUCCACGAAACUGACCUCCACAAAAUUCACACAGACGUCUGAGCUUCUUGGAGUUUUGAAAUGGAGAGAUUGUAUGAGUGACUUGGAAAGAAACCUGGACAAAUUGAUGAAUUUACAAGGAGGAGAAAUUAUGAAGUUUUUGUCAGACAUUCUUGAUGCUUUGUUUGAAAUGCUCCAAGCAGGCAGUCAGACCCAAUACUAUACCAAAGUGUUUCAUGCUUUAAUUUUCAUUCUGAACUUGCUGUUGGACAGCAGGUUUGAGAACUUUGUACCCGUGUUAGACAGCUAUCUCCGAGAAACAUUCACGUCACCUCUAGUCCAUACCCAUUUGAUGUCCUUGUUUUCGGACGGCAUUCUGCGGGCAGUCAAGGGUGAGACCUUCCCUGUGGCCAUGUCACUUAAGGUGCUUGCCCCACUUGUGAGAUUUAUUGUGCGAUCUCGGGAACUCGAGACAUUAAACCCCAUGUGUCGUAACUCUAAGUCAGAACAUGACUAUCAAGUCCAGAUCUCCCAGCUGUUUGACAGCUUUGGACGGCUCCUGGCCUCAAAGGACCAAAAACUCAAGAUCUCACAGAUGGCUUUGCUGUCCAAUAUGCGGAAGUCAUUUGAAACUUUUGUCGUGAUCAUGACCAAGAAACAGCUUGCUGAUUACGUUAAAGCUGUCAUUUCUAAACUGCCUCCCCAACGGGAAAUCUCUGAAGACGUGGCUAGGAACAAGAUGGAGUUUAUCAGGGAGAUUGUCAACUCCGACUUAUUUCUGGAUGAUGAAUCUCGCAGUGUUAUGCUGCCGUUGUGUUUAAGUCAUGUCCGGCAGUGUCUGCAUCAGAAACAGUUUCUGCAGCUUGUGACGAGUACGCUCGGAGACAUACUGGACAAAUUGUUCACACUCAAACAGGAGAAGGACAUGUCUGACGACAUUGAAAUGUUUGCCAAAUACAUGUUUCCUGUUAUGGUGGACACGACCUUGACCUUAAGUGAGAAAGUGGUUCCCCACUCCUUUUGUGCUACGCCCGCUAUUUCACCACAACAAGAAACUCAAGAUUUUGACUGUGAGGACGAGGAGGUACAGAAAAAAGGAAACAAACGACAGGUCGACCGUGAUCGCCGCCGCACUCUGACGGGAAUUAACUUCUUUACCUCCAAACCAAGACCGCCCUCCAUCUCAAUGCAAACUCCUACCCAUAGUUUGAAAACUAUUGAUAGUACCCCAGUCAAAAGUUUGGAAAUUGGCGAAAUCUUCAAGAAAAAAGCCCCCACAUUCUCCAUGGAGGACCUCGGACUGAGUGGAGAAAUGAUCUCUUGUAUGGCUGAACUGCUGAGGCUGAUGGACCACAGACAAUACAAUGUAAUCCUGAAACCAACACAGGUCCCACUUAAGGAGUUUCUGGGUAAAGUACUACUGACCUUCAGAGAGUUGAUCAAAGAAGACUUAUUCCCCCCGGGGUGGACAGUCAUGAGGAUGGUUAUCAAUAAUGCUCUAUUUACUGCAAUAGAAUACUUGUCUUCAGUUCUCAGUGAGCACUUCCUCAAGAAAGAUCAGUUUGAUAUGCAGCUGUGGAGUCAUUAUUUUAACCUGGCGGUAGCCUUCAUCACUCAGCCCAGUCUACAGCUAGAGAGGUACUCCGAGGCCAAGAAACGCAAGAUCAUCGACAGAUACCAGGACAUGAGGAUCCUAAUGGGGCAACAGAUACAGAAUCUCUGGGAAAACUUAGGUGCCAAUAGACGACAUUUUAUUCCGUCUCUGAUUGGUCCUUUCCUGAAGGUGACUUUGGUUCCUGAAGAGGAACUCAGAAAGGCCACCAUUCCAAUAUUCUUUGACAUGAUGGAAUCAGAGAUGAAAACCUGUGGAAAUUUCCAGUUGGUAGAGAAUGAGAUGAUAGAAAAACUGGAUGAAUAUAUCACCACUGAGAACCUAGGAGACACAGAUUACAUGGCUCUGUUCAGUACAAUAUUGUUGGAUAAAGUUGAGAAAGAACCAGAAUUGAAGGAAAAUGGCCGACAGUUUGUCCUAUCUGUCACCAACCUUCUGGAGAGGCUGCUGGACUAUAGGCAAGUUUGUGGAGGGGAGGACCAUAAAAGCAGUCAUAUGAAGUGUACCUUCAAUAUACUGAAUUUUUACAAGGACAACACAAACAAAGAAGAAAUGUAUAUUCGGUACAUUAAGAAGCUAUACGACCUUCACCUCACCGCUCAGAAUUACGUGGAGGCAGGGUUAACUCUGAAACUGUAUGCCCAGCUGUUACAGUGGAGGGAUACAAUGAGGAAGGAGGAGCUAGACUACCCUAACCAACCAGAGUGGGAGAGAAAGGAGAGGGUCUACCUUCAAAUCAUGGACUGUUUCGACAAGGGCAAGGUUUGGGAGUAUGGUAUUCCUUUGUGUAAAGAGUUGGCAGAGGUCUACGAGAAGAAAUUUGAUUACAGGAAGCUGAGUAACGUUCUGGAGAGACAGGCUAGAUUUUUCAGUAAUAUACUAGAUGGGGUCAAAGUUCAGGAGGAGGGGCAGGACAGACCCGUUUUCUACCCCCGACAAGAACCAACCUACUUCAGAGUGGCCUACUAUGGACAACUCUUCCCACUUUUUGUUAGAAACAAAGUGUUUAUCUAUAGAGGAGAUGAGUGUUUAAAGCUACAGGACAUAAUUAAUCAACUGAAACAGGAGUACCCCAUGGCUACCAUCCUACAGUUCACCAACACCAUUGAUGAAGACAAGAAACAGGGGGAGGCUCAGUACAUACAGAUUGGUAGUGUGAAGCCUCGACCUGAGGACAAGCCUGAGUUUGUAUACAACACAAAUGUGGCUCCUGAGAUUAAGAACUUUUAUGCAGUUAAUGAUGUCAGUACAUUCCAGUUUGACAGAUCUUUCCACAGAGGAGAAAAGGAUCCCAAUAAUGAGUUCAAGACCCUUUGUACGGAGAGAAUGGUGAUGCACACAAACUACUGCUUCCCUGGGAUUUUACAGUGGUACGAAGUAAUUAGAACAGAACAUGUGACUCUUAGUCCUGUGUGUACCGCUAACGAGGCUGUCAAAUCAGCCUGUAAAGAAUUACAGAAGGAAAUUGACAAAACUAAAAAAGACUCUUCAAUUGAUGCCAUCAAGUCUCUGUCUAUGAAAUUAAAUGGAAUGAUUAGUGCUUCAGUUCAAGGGGGAAUUCCUAAAUAUCAGGAGGCCUUCUUUACACCAGAGUACGAGAGACUUCACCCCGAGGAAAGGGACAGAAUCCGAGAGCUGAAGGAGCUACUGAAUGAACAGGUCAAGCUACUGGACGCAGGACUCCACCUGAUGAAGACCAUGGACCGAGUACACGGGACGGGUUUAUCUGACAUGCUGCGGUCACUCAGUGAAAUCUUAAAGGAGAUUAAGGAGAGUCUAGGCAUGCAGUCAUCAUCUGUCCACAGGACUUCCUCUCAUCUCUCUAUGACUUCAGUAAGGGAGGUGAAUCGACGGUCGGACUCUGGAGUGGACAGCAUGCUAGUCGAGAUGAGGCCAGGGACCCCGGGCAGUGGGUCCCUCCAUUCUUCCAGCAGUAAUCGUUCGUCUGGUUACUCGGCUGAUGCAGUGUCAGGAGACCUGGUUGACUUGUCAGAACCAGAACCAGUUUCAGCACCAGAGAACUUCACAAAUCUACUUGACCUCUCACAACUCAAGGGAGUGAACUCCAACAGCAAGCCAAAGAGGCCAUUGUCCUUGAUACAUCCAUUUAGAUCAGACAGGGGACAUAAAGAUCGUUCCAAGUCCGUCUGGUACGGUUCAGGAUCUACAAAUUCUAUGCUUCUUGAGAAAUCAAAGUUCGGCUCGGAGCCAGACAUUACGCACCGUACUUCUUACAAACAUCAAGAACACCAUGUCUUCCCAGUAAUCAGUAACAUCCCAGUCCUCCCAGUUAAACACCAGCUCGCAGAAGAAGCUAUACCUGAGAAACCAGAGCCCCCUCCAAAAAAGAAACAGCCUAAACCAACACAGGAAUUAGUUGGAUCCAGUUCUAGUGCUUCAUCAAACCCUGUUCCCCCAUUACCUCCUCGUAAACCCUCCCUUGUAAGACAGACUAAUGGACACCCUCGUGCCUCAGUGUUUGAGAAUGUGGUGUCCUCAAGAAGUGGGGAUGCUCCUCCCCCUAUUCCUCAAAGGACCUCUGUACGUGUGCCAAAGCCUGUUCCUCGCUCAACUGUUACUAGGCAGGAUGAAAACAGCCAGCUCUAGGGAUAAUCUGUCUCAUGGGUUUUCCCAAACACAUGAGAAUCCCUUCAGAGAAGAUUUCCCAAUGUCCUUCAGGGAUAACAAUUGUCCCAGAUGAGGACUGUUUGAGGACUACAUAAACAAGUGCUAAUAUCUGGAAUCCAUUUCAACUAUAAUUGGUGUGCUAUUUGUUGAAUUUUGUACUUUCCUUUUUGUAAGCAUAAUAGGAAACAAUAAGGGUGCCUACUUUUAGUGAUCUGUACUCAGAUUCAUCCAAUUUGAAGUGAUUCUUGGUAUCUGUGGGUAGAUCCACUGACAAUACUUGUUAUGGGUGGUCUCUCUUGGCAUAAGGCUGUGAUAUCUAGACACAACAUUUGUGUUACAUAUUUUCAUUUUUAUGCCCCGCCAUGAAUAUGGCCGGGGCAUAUAGUGUUUGUCAUGUCCGUCUUCCGUCCUUCCGUCCUUCCGUCCUUCUGUCCUUCCGUCUGUCCUUCCGUCACACUUUGCGUUUAGCUCUGUUCAAAGCUCAGUUUCAAAGAAACUAUCCAAGAUAUUUUUAUCAAACUUCAGAUGCUGAUAGAUAUUGAUGAGAGCUAUGCAACUGCAUCAACAUUUUUUGACCUUGACCUUUCUUUUGA
This is a messenger RNA of Saccostrea echinata, 6753 nucleotides long. Its product is annotated as dedicator of cytokinesis protein 3-like. The transcript is spliced from 52 exons. Gene Ontology annotation, cellular component: plasma membrane; cytoplasm. Gene Ontology annotation, molecular function: guanyl-nucleotide exchange factor activity; small GTPase binding. Gene Ontology annotation, biological process: small GTPase-mediated signal transduction. The coding region runs from base 98 to 6139 and encodes 2013 amino acids. Lineage: Eukaryota; Metazoa; Mollusca; Bivalvia; Ostreida; Ostreidae. The record is from RefSeq and is a predicted model, not a curated record.